This is a messenger RNA of Ictidomys tridecemlineatus (thirteen-lined ground squirrel), 3093 nucleotides long. RefSeq names its product zinc finger protein 177 (gene Znf177). Gene Ontology annotation, biological process: regulation of transcription by RNA polymerase II. NCBI's taxonomy places the organism in Eukaryota, Metazoa, Chordata, Mammalia, Rodentia, Sciuridae. The record is from RefSeq and is a predicted model, not a curated record. Gene Ontology annotation, molecular function: DNA-binding transcription factor activity, RNA polymerase II-specific; RNA polymerase II cis-regulatory region sequence-specific DNA binding. Gene Ontology annotation, cellular component: nucleus.
CUCAGAGAAACUUAUACAGAGAUGCGAUGCUGAAGAACUACAAGAAUCUAAUUCCAUUUGAGCAGGGAACCAGCCACGUAGACCUAGUCUGACUUUUCAUGUGGUACAAGAAGAGCUGAGGACAAUGGAGAAAGUUCUCCAAGCUCUGUUUGCUUAGGACCAUGUCCAGCUAGGGCAGAAAUAUCCAAGAGAGAGAAUGGCUGCAGGAUUGCUACCAGCUUGGUCACAGAAUUCAGUGACCUUCCAGGAAGUGGCAGUGGACUUCUCUCAGGAAGAGUGGGCAUUGCUGGACCCUGCUCAAAAAAUUUUAUACAGAGAUGUGAUGCUGGAGAACUUUAGGAACCUGGCCUCAGUGGGGUAUCAGCUCUGCAAACAUAGUCUCAUCUCCGAGGUAGAACAAGAAGAGCUGAGGACAGAGGAGAAAGGAAUAUUCCAAAGCACCUUUGAAGAUAAUGCCACGUCUUAUUUUCUCAAACUUCCAGAAUCCUUGCCAAACUGGGAAACUCAACUAAAAGAUUCAAUUCCUGUGCAGAAUGUUCCUGGGAAUACAACAUCCAAUGGCAUAAAAAUGGUACCAACCCAACCUGGCAAGAAACCUAUAGAAAGAUUCUUCAGAAGGAACCCUUACCUUAUUUGUAUCAGUCAUUGCAAGGAAGAGAAAUGCUAUAAAUAUAAAGAAUACGGCAAAUGCUUCAAACAUCCCUCAACUACUAAAAGUCAUGUGAGUAUGCACACUGCAGAGAAAAUUUUAGAAUGUAAGGAUUGUGGGAAAGUUUUCAAUCAGGAGUCAUGCCUUAGAAAACACUUAAGAACUCUCACAGGAGAGAAGGCUUACAAGUGUAAUCAGUGUGGUGUAUCCUUCAGCCUUCACUUUUCCUUCUCAGGAUGUGAGCAAAUACAUACUGGAGAGAAAUUCUAUGAACGCACUGACUGUAGAACAAAGUCUUCCCUUAGUGUUCAUAAAAAAAUACAAACUGUGGAGGAGAGCUUGGAAUGUAACAAAUAUGGGAGAGCUUUCACUGACCCUUUGUCCCUUCAGAAAUGUGUCAGAACUCACACUAAAGAGAAACUCUAUGAGUGCAGUGACUGUGGAAAAGCCUUCAUUUUUCAGUCCUCCCUGAAGAAACAUAUGAGAUCCCACACUGGAGAGAAACCUUACGAGUGUAAUCAUUGUGGGAAAUCUUUCAGCCAGAGCUCUCAUCUCAAUGUGCACAAAAGAACUCACACUGGAGAGAAACCCUAUGAUUGUAAGGAGUGUGGGAAGGCCUUCACUGUUCCUUCAUCCCUUCAGAAACAUGUGAGAACCCACACUGGAGAGAAACCUUAUGAAUGCACUGACUGUGGAAAAGCUUUCAUUGAUCAGUCAUCCCUUAAGAAACACACACGGUCUCACACUGGAGAAAAACCAUAUGAGUGUAAUCAGUGUGGAAAAUCCUUCAGCACAGGCUCUUAUCUUAUUGUGCACAGAAGAACUCACACUGGAGAGAAAACCUAUGAGUGUAAAGAAUGCGGGAAGGCCUUUAGGAAUUCCUCUUGCCUGAGGGUACAUGUGAGAACACACACUGGAGAGAAGCCCUAUAAAUGCAUGCAGUGUGGGAAAGCCUUCAGCACAAGCACUAACCUUAUAAUGCACAAGCGAAUACAUACAGGACAGAAAGUCUGUGAAUGAAAUGACUUUUGAGGAGGUUAUGUUGUCCUGCAUGUCUCAUUCCUCAUUCUAGAACUCACACUGGAGAGAAAUUGUAUUGUAAACCAUGUGGAAAAAGUAUUGAGGCACAAUUCUUAGUUCUUAUCAGUAAUGACUGUUUCAUCCUUAAAGUGCCAUAACUCAUUAAUUUAUAAUAAGCAUUGAAGACAAUAUAUCAGUAAACUGCUUGACUCAAAAAACACCACAAGUUUUGAUAAUGUAAUAUUAUAAGUUAGUAUUAAAUAAUGUCUGAUUCCUACCAAGAUAUUUUAGACCCACAGAUAAGUUAGAAGUGAGUUUAUUAAUAGGCAGAUCUUAUGUAUAUUUUAGUUAACUUUAUUUUAACUCAUUUUGGACAGAAUGCAUAGUCUUAAUGAUAUAGGUAAAUGUAAAAAGUUGGUAGAAACUUGCUGUGUGGUGUACGUAGCUGAUAGAACUAGUUACUGUCCCAGUAUUCAUUCUCUGCCCCUUUGUUCCUUAAAAUAAAAAUCUCACAAUUUUGUUUGUGAGAUUUGGCAAUUUCACAAUUUGGCAAUAUUUAAACAGUGUUUAAGCACUCAUUUCCCAACUUACCUUGCAACGAUAUGAUUGGCCAAAUGUAUCCACAGUCCUUAAAACGAGAAGACAGAUGUCACUGAAUGUGGCUUCUAAGGAAUCUCAUGGAAAUAGGAACAUCUCAUUUAGCAUUUUCUUAUCACCAUUGGCCCUUUCUCUUAUGCUUUCUUUUUUCCUAAGAAAUACAUCAUCAAGAGGAUAAAAGUUACUAGAUAUUAAUGACACAACAGAGGAUACAUAAUAUCUACCUGCACCAAUCCUGAACUGCUUAUCUCUAAAUUUCAUGUUAUAUGAGAAAAUAAACUCCUAACUGUUUAAACUACUCUUUUUUACCAGGGAUUGAACUCAGGGACUCUGAGACAUAUCCCCAACCCUGAUUUGUAUUUUUUAUUUAGAGACAGGGUCACACUGAGUUGCUUAGCACCUCACUUUUGCUGAGGCUGGCUUUGAACUUGGCAAUCCUCCUGCCUCCACCUCCCAUGUUAUUGGGAUUACAGGCAUGCACCAUUGCACCCAGCUAAACUACUCUUGUGAGACGUUUCACUUAUAACUGAUUUCAGUUCCAGCUGUUUUAGCUGAUGUGUAUUCAAGUUUUAUGAAUCCUUCAUGUAUGAUUGAAACCUAUGUUUUCUAAUUGUUGAAUAUAACAGGCUAUCUAUCCAUGUAUCCAUUGGGUAAUUUUUUUUUAAUUUGUAUAAUUACAAACCAUCUCUUGAUCUGUCAAUUAUUGAGAAAUAUGCUACAGUGUCACACCAUAACUGAAUUGUCAAAUGAUUUGUUUUUAAAGAAUUGUCUCCUUUCUUUUACUUUCAGGCACCAUAAUAGGAUGGCAUAUAAAUUUACUGAUUUUA